UUGAAAUCGUCCCGAGCAGAGGAGGCGAGGAGGAGACGGACUUGGGAAAAUCAGCUCGUCCUAAACUCGACAGCUACGUGGAUUAACGGCAGCUUCAGCGGCUAGUGCUAUCAUAUGAUAGUCUUUCCGCUUGUUCGUUCGAAUCUUUUGGACCGGGAACGGUUGUUUGGCCCACUUUGGAGAGGGCUGUCGCAGCGGGAGGGGGGAAAGGCAGUCUGGUAAUCGGUUGUUUCCCUGCUGGAGCGGACGGAGCCGUGGUUGUGGCCGGGCAGCCCCGCCGGACCGUCGGACGAAGCCUGAAACCUCUGCACGGAAUAUAACACCUAAGAUAAAGCUUUUUAAUUAUUUUUUGCAAAUAGCGGGAGAGUGGAAAUGCUCCCUUUCGACGCAGUUUGGACAUUUUGAGAGCUAUGCGACGGAGCUCACCGAGGAGAAGUUUGAUUGGAGAGCGGAGUGCGUUUGAUUUGCAGUCCGAUGGAUGUUAGCCCUGCCCGGCUGUGGUUCGGGUCUGUGCACCGUUUAUCUGAAAAAUAGCACCACCGGGCACAGGUGAACAAUGCUGCUGCUGCAGACCUGGCAAGUACACGAUAACCCCGGCUCCAGUGCCAUCAGUUCACCCUGCAUUGCUUGUGUAUAAACCUGGAAAUACCAGCGACCAUCCCCUCCUCCUCCUCCUCUUCUUCAUCAUCCUCCCGUCUUCUUUUUUUGGACUAGUGAGGCUUGCAUUACCUGGGAUAUUUUGGAUGUAGACUCGAUCUUGACUUUUUUUUAAAAGAUGCAAUAUUUCCAGAGACAACAAGACAUUUAAUUUGACUCAAUCGUUUUGAGAUUUUUUGAAAUUUUUUUCUGGAGCUUUUUGUGCUUUUGUAAAAUUCUCUUUCUAGUCAAGAGGAUCCGAUUCGGAUGGAAAAUGGGAGACGCCACCAAAUUGGCCUUCGCCGUUUUCCUCAUCUCCUGCUCUUCAGGUGCCAUCCUGGGACGCUCAGAGACGCAGGAGUGCGCCUACUACAACUCCAGCUGGGAGAAGGAGCGGACUAACCGCAGCGGCAUCGAACCCUGCUACGGUGAGAAAGACAAGAGGCGGCACUGUUUCGCCACAUGGAAAAAUGUCUCCGGGACCGUGGAGAUUGUCAAGCAGGGAUGCUGGUUGGAUGAUGUCAACUGCUACGACAGUAACGAGUGUGUGGAGAGGAAGGAGAGUCCCGAUGUUUUCUUCUGCUGCUGCGAAGGCAACAUGUGCAACGAGAGGUUCCUGUACGCCCCUGAAGCGCCCCCGCAGAGCGACCCGCACCAAUCGACUGCCUACACCACCUCCAACCCGUUCUCCCAGAAGCCCCAGCUCUUCAGCACCCUGCUUUACUCCCUGGUUCCCAUCAUAGGCCUGGCCGCUGUCGUCCUCUUCUCCUUCUGGAUGUGGAGGCACCACAAACUGGCGUACCCAGCUGCACUCGUCCCCACACAUCACGCCUUUCACAUUAUGGUGGAGGAUCCCGGACCCUCACCCCCGUCACCAAUUCUGGGACACAAACCUCUGCAGCUGAUUGAGGUGAAAGCCAGGGGGCGCUUCGGCUGUGUGUGGAAGGCGCAACUGCUGAACGAAUACAUGGCUGUUAAGAUCUUUCCCAUCCAGGACAAGCUGUCUUGGCAGAACGAGUACGAGAUCUACAGCGUGAGCGGCAUGAAGCACGAAAACAUCCUCCACUUUAUCGGCGUGGAGAAGAGGAACAACAACCUGGACCUGGAGCUGUGGCUCAUCACCGCCUACCAUGACAAGGGCUCGUUGACAGACUACCUGAAGGCCAACGUGGUGUCCUGGAACGAGCUCUGCCACAUCGCUCAGUCAGCAGCCCGCGGCCUCGCCUACCUCCACGAAGACAUCCCAGGACACAAGGACGGGCACAAGCCCUCCAUCGCUCACAGGGACAUUAAAAGUAAGAAUGUGUUGUUGAAGAAUAACCUGACAGCCUGCAUAGCUGACUUUGGCCUCGCUCUGAAGUUUGAGGCAGGAAAAUCAGCAGGAGACACACACGGACAGGUGGGAACACGACGUUACAUGGCUCCCGAAGUCCUGGAGGGCGCAAUCAACUUCCAGCGUGAUUCCUUUUUGCGCAUCGAUAUGUACGCCUUUGGCCUCGUCCUGUGGGAGCUGGCAUCACGGUGCACCGCUGCCGACGGACCAGUAGAUGAGUACAUGCUCCCCUUUGAGGAGGAGGUGGGUCAGCACCCAUCUCUGGAGGACAUGCAGGAGGUGGUGGUGCAUAAGAAACUGCGGCCCUGCCUGCGAGACUGCUGGCAGAAACACACGGGUCUGGCCAUGCUUUGCGAAACCAUCGAGGACUGCUGGGACCACGAGGCGGAGGCACGCCUGUCCGCCGGCUGCGUCGAAGAGCGCAUUGGACAGAUGCAGCGCCAGGCGCCCGUCAUCGGCCCCGAGGAGAUCGUCACUGUUGUCACCAUGGUGACAAACGUUGACCUCCCACCCAAGGAGUCCAGCUUAUGAUCAGCCAAUCAGCCGACGCCAGACGAGCUCUAGUGAAAACACGGAUCAACACGAAGGGGAUAAAUGGCCGACCCUGGUUGGUUGGCUUUGUGGGGUUUUUUUUCUUCUUCUUCUUUGAUUUUUUUUUUCUUUUUCCUUCCUGUUCCUUUAAGUGCGGGCCGCUGCUCGCAUUCAGGAAACGCCCCUUGCGCCCGCCUCACCACAUCAGUUGACAUCCACCUCAUUUUGAUAGGCGUGCUUGAGGAUUUUAACGUUGAACUCUCUGCCAUCCUGAGCGGACUCACUCAGGAUGUUUUACCAAGCCACAGCACUGACAUGCUGGGACAACACUCUACGGACACUUUGAUCAUGUAUUGUUUUUAUAUACACAUAUACAUGCAAACGCACGCACACACAGACACACACACACACACACAGAUGUAGGAGGGCGACGUGUUCAGCUCUGAGAAGAUUCUUCGGAGAAAUUUCACAAAACUCUCAGUGCAUUUUAGUGUUAAAAAACAACAAAAGAAGAAAAAAAAAGAAAAGAUGAGCGUCCGGCUCUUGAUACAUUUGCUGUUUUCUCGUGUGUGUUUUUUGUUUCUUUUUUUUUUCUUUUUUUUUGGGAGACUAUCGUUCUGCCAAUAAGCAACGGCUUCUGAAUGUUUAUAGUGUAAUGCUGCUGUACAUAGUGUAUUAUGGACCCAGACAACUUGGUAAUCAAGCUUAUUUUA
Pelmatolapia mariae (spotted tilapia) is the source of this 3213-nucleotide messenger RNA. It is a transcript of the gene acvr2ab, whose product is annotated as activin A receptor type 2Ab. Bases 911 to 2500 code for a protein of 529 amino acids. Gene Ontology annotation, cellular component: plasma membrane; activin receptor complex. The transcript has 12 exons. Gene Ontology annotation, biological process: protein phosphorylation; cellular response to growth factor stimulus; activin receptor signaling pathway. Gene Ontology annotation, molecular function: activin binding; activin receptor activity; ATP binding. Lineage: Eukaryota; Metazoa; Chordata; Actinopteri; Cichliformes; Cichlidae. The record is from RefSeq and is a predicted model, not a curated record.